CCAGGUGGUCAACCGGCUGCCGGAAUGGAAAAGAAAAACUCAAAGUCAACACCCGCUAAGAACAAGCAAACACAAGAAAGCAAGAAAGAUGAACUUGCAGGAGCAACCGAGGAACUUACCAAAGAAGCAGAAGUAGAUGUAGUACCGGAUUCCAAUUACCCCGACCUUAGCAAGCACAACAAUUACUUGGCAGAGUCUUUGAGGCCUUCUAUCUACAACAGAAUAUGUAACCUUCGGACUCUCUCUGGUUACUCUGUGGAUGAAUGCAUGCAGACUGGUGUGGACAAUCCAGGACAUCCUUUCAUCAAAACUGUAGGAUUGGUGGCUGGAGAUGAAGAAUGUUACGAUCUUUUUGCUGACCUCUUUGAUCCAGUUAUUAAUAAAAGGCACAAUGGUUAUCCUCGAAACGCGAAACAUACGACUGAUCUUGACCCAGAUCAUCUCAAAGGAGGGGAUGACUUUGAUCCAAACUAUGUACUUUCAUGCAGAGUUCGAACUGGCCGCUGCAUUAGAGGUUACGGCCUUCCACCACACUGCUCGAGAGCUGAACGACGAGACGUAGAGAAACUGGUGGUAGACGCACUGGCGACUCUAGACGGUCCUCUGAAAGGCACGUACUAUCCACUUACAGGCAUGACAGAUGAACAGCAGGAAAAACUGAUCGCGGACCAUUUCUUAUUUGAUAAGCCAGUUUCUCCAUUGCUUACAUCGGCUCGCAUGGCCCGUGAUUGGCCUGAUGCAAGAGGAAUCUGGCACAAUGCCGAUAAGAACUUCCUGGUUUGGGUCAAUGAGGAAGAUCAUACUCGAGUCAUUUCCAUGGAAUCAAGCGGCAACAUGAAGAAUGUAUUUGUACGAUUCUGUAAUGGUCUCAAGAAAGUUGAGAAUGCGCUCAAAUCAAAGGGCUAUGAAUUCAUGUGGAAUGAACAUUUGGGAUAUGUAUUGACCUGUCCAUCCAAUCUCGGUACAGGUGUACGUGCAGGAGUCCACAUCAGGAUUCCUUUUCUCAGCAAGCAUCCUGGAUUCGAAUCCAUUCUUAAGCAUUAUCGUCUUCAGAAACGGGGAACAGGAGGUGUAGAUACAGCAUCCACUGAUGGUACAUUUGACAUCUCAAACCUUGACCGUCUUGGCACAUCCGAAAUACAACAGGUUCAAUCGGUGAUUGAUGGUGUCACAAAGCUGAUUGAGUUGGAAAAGGCCUUGGAAAAGAAGAAAGAUAUCGGUAGCAAGAUUCCUCGCGACCCAGCGAUGGUUCGUGCAGAGCAGGCAAAAGAAGGAUAUCCAGACUUAUCAAAACACAGCAAUCAUCUCGCCCACUGUCUGACAUAUGAUAUUUGGAAAAAUCUCAAGGACAAAAAGACACCGAGUGGCUUUACUCUAGAUGGUUGCAUUCGAACGGGAGUCAUGAAUCCCGGUCAUCCCCACAUCAUGACUGUCGGAAUGGUUGCAGGAGAUGAAGAAUCAUAUGACGUUUUCUCUGACAUCUUUGACCCAGUGAUUGAUGCACGACACGGAGGUUACCCUAAAGAUGCUGUCCAUGUAACCAACAUAAAUCAUGCAGAUCUCAAAGGAGGAGAAAACCUGGAUCCGAAGUAUGUACUGUCUUGUCGAGUUCGCACAGGACGCAGUAUUCGGGGAUAUGGUCUCCCUCCGCAUUGCACUGUGGAAGAGAGAGCUGCCGUCGAGAAGAUUACGACAGGAGCUCUAGAUAAAUUCGAUGGCGAGUUGAAGGGCCAAUACUAUCCACUGGAAGGAAUGUCCGAUGAAACACAAACACAAUUGAUAGAAGACCAUUUUCUCUUUGACAAACCAGUUUCUCCUCUUCUUACAGCCGCAAGAAUGCAUCGUGAUUGGCCCCAAGGAAGAGGAAUUUGGCAUAACGACAACAAGAACUUCUUGGUGUGGGUCAAUGAAGAAGAUCAUAUUCGAGUAAUCUCUAUGGAGAAGGGAGGAAACAUGAGAGCAGUCUUUAAGCGAUUCUGUGAAGGCUUGCAAAAGUUUGAGCAGAUGAUCAAGACGGAUGGCAAGGAGUUCAUGUGGAACAAACAUCUUGGCUAUGUACUUACUUGCCCUUCUAACUUAGGAACCGGGCUACGUGGAGGCGUCCAUGUCAAAAUACCUCUUCUGAGCAAGUAUCCAAGAUUCAAUCAAAUCCUAAGAGCCCUACGUCUUCAGAAGAGAGGUACAGGUGGAGUUGAUACUGCCUCAACUGAUGGUACCUUUGACAUCUCUAACCUCGAUAGACUUGGUUCAUCAGAAGUACAACAAGUUCAGUUCGUUGUUGAUGGUGUUGAGCUUCUCAUCAAAAUGGAGAAACAACUAGAGAAGGGAGAGGACAUCUUUGAUCUCCUACCAGAGCAAUGCCGCCCCAAGGCACCAAUAAAGCCUUUCAGUUCUGACUACCCUGAUUUCUCUCAGCAUAACAAUUGGAUGGCCAAGUGCAUGACGGAAGAAAUUUACAACAAACUCUGCAACUUGAAGACAAAAGGUGGAGUUACCCUCAAUGACUGCAUCCAAACCGGAGUUGACAAUCCUGGACACCCUUACAUCAUGACCGUUGGUUUGGUAGCAGGAGAUGAAGAGUGCUAUCAGCUAUUCGCUCCUCUCUUCGACCCGGUUAUACGUGCUAGGCAUGGUGGAUACGCUGUUGAUGCCAAACACCCGACCAACCUCAAUGCAACCGAACUUAAAGGUGGAGAAGAUUUGGAUCCUGACUUCGUUUUGUCAUGUCGUGUACGUACUGGUCGUUGCAUUCGUGGCUUAGCACUCCCACCAUGUUGCACCAGAGCAGAGCGUGCAGAAGUAGAGAAGAUUACAACUGAAGCAUUAGCAACGCUGAGUGGACCCCUGAAAGGAAGGUACUACCCUCUCACCGGUAUGACAGAUGAAGAGCAAGAGAAGUUAAUCGCUGACCACUUCCUUUUUGACAAACCCGUAUCCCCACUAUUGCUUUGUGCCAAUAUGGCACGUGAUUGGCCACAAGGUCGCGGUAUCUGGCACAAUGAUGAAAAGAAUUUCCUUGUCUGGAUCAACGAAGAAGAUCAUACUCGAGUCAUCUCUAUGGAAAAAGGAGGAAACAUGAAGAGGGUGUUUGAGAGGUUCUGCGAUGGCCUGAAAAAGGUUGAAGAAUCCAUCAAAUCCAAGGGGUACCAAUUCAUGUGGAAUGAGCAUCUUGGUUAUGUGCUGACCUGUCCAUCCAACCUGGGCACAGGACUCCGUGCUGGUGUUCAUGUGAAGAUCCCUUUGUUGAGCCAACAGCAAUGCUUUGAUCAAAUCCUUGAUCACAUGCGUCUACAGAAGAGAGGUACAGGAGGCGUAGACACUGCCUCAACUGACGGCACCUUUGACAUUUCCAACUCGGAUCGCAUUGGUUACUCGGAAGUCCACCUUGUCCAACAACUCGUAGACGGUGUCAAGCUCCUCGUAAACCUCGAGAAGGCUCUCCUGAAAGGAGAAGACGUCAACGGUCUGUUGCCAGAGAAGCUAAGAGCAACAUGUGAAACAAAGGAAGAUCAAGCACUUCCGGAAACCCAAGAGCAACAGCAAGACGAAUAGUGACUUAUGUUUUUUAAACGUCAUCCAUAAACUAAAUAGCAUAAAAACUGAUUUCCACAAUGAAAACUAAAGAUCGAUUUGAAUGUUUGGUGAAAUUUUCACCCAUUUUUUUUUUCAUGUAUAUUUAAUUACUUGAUGUGAGAAACCAAUAAUGUUAGAAACUAUGACUACUUGAAUACAUCAGGUUUAUUGACCAAUUUCUCGUAAUACGAACCAAUUAAUAAAUUCAUCUUAAUUACUACCUGUAAAAGCAUCAAACUGUAUGAAACCAAGUAAAGCUUACUCAAAUACAGUUCAAAGUAAAUGUAUAUUGACUAUGUCAUAAAAAUUUAGCAUUAGUCAUUUCAGUCUCAUAAGAAAAAGUUAUGAAUAAAGGAAGGGUCAAGUAUAAGUAAACAAGCACUGGAUUUUAGGGGAGAGGGAAAGAAAAAGAGGGAGAUAUAUAUUAGAAGAGAGGGGAGAAAGAAGAGGGGACAUGACUACCUUACCAUGUGCCUAUGGAUAAGCUGACAUUAACUUACCAAUUUAACCGGAACUUAUUUUGCUUUCUACGAUCCUGGUGUUUUAUCAUAAACAGCAGCUGCCUAUUACUGGUUAAAUAGGAUGGUCUUAUGAAUAAGGAUUUCUCGUGAGUUCUAUGAAUUCUGAUGCUGGAUUUUCUUCAGGGAGAAAAAAAAAACAGUUUGUUAACCGUACCUGGAUUCUAUAUAGAUAUUUUAUACUGCGAUUUUAAUACAUAUAUUUCUUUUGAAAGAUUUAUCUAAAUUUUAAGUUAAAAUUAAAAUUAAAUUUUCUCCCUGAAGAAAAUCCAGCAUCAGACUUAAGGCAUUGAAAUAUUCAGACAUUUAAACUAACCAAUAACUUACAGAUCUAAAAAAAAAAUUAACAGCAAAUGAACACAGGGGAACGACAAAUUUAGAAAUAUGACUGUUUGAGGCACUAGAUGCUACUGACCCAACACACUCACCUGGAUUAGCCAUUUCGUUCAGCCUGUAUAAUAUAUUGGAGCGUUGUGGCCCUUUGGGCAUGUUGGGUUAGUCUCCGGACUUUAUAGAGGAUUGUGGGUUUCGAAUCCCUGCCAUGGCGUAAUUUCCUUCCGCAAGAAAUUGAUCCACAAUGUACUACACUCAAUCAUGGACCUAUCCACGACCCAAUCCAGGUGAGGUAAAUAGGUACCUGGCAGGAAUUUAUACGUUGAAAACGCAGUGCGCGUAACAGCUUCUCGACUAGAGAAAGGGCAAUAAUGCUGCAUUACGGUAGAGCGCGUAGAGACCUCGUGUUGAGCGCUAUAUACACAAGUACCGGUAUAAUCAUUGUUAUAUUCGAGAUAUGAGUGAAGUAGGAUAGCCUCUGAGAAGGGAAGCUCUUGAAAAUAUGUAUGUAUGUUGGCCAUCGCAUCGUAAACAAAUCUCCAUCGAACAUGUCGAGAUUUUGGCCAAUGAUGGCAAAUCUGGAGCUUGAAAGAAUUCAUUUAAGUGACAAUUUUCGCGGUUAUGAAAAAUUAACUCAUCAAAAGACGAGGACUAAUCUCCCACAAGCAUAUCAAGAAACGAGUACAUUGCCAAUGUUACUGGUCAACAUCUGCAAUUUGGAGUCAUUAUAACCCUUGAAUUGAAUUUCAUGGAGACGAAUAGACCGCUUACCAAAGUAUGGACAUUUUCAAGAUUGAGGCACAAACAUUACAAUCGCAAGCAGCUAGCCUAACAAACACCUGGAAAACGUCUUCAUAUGGUAAGUAUCUGUAUAAAGUGUGGAGACCACCCCCCCCCCCCCCGAAAAAACCCGGAAACACUCGUUCAAAUUGACAAAAGAAAAACCCCAGUAAUUACGCUUUCUUUGUGGAAUAUUUAUAAUGCGUUGCCCACAGACAUGUAUCAACGAUUUGACUAUGGAACAUCUACAUCAUGUACAUGUACGCUCUAAAAACACUGACAAAUUUACCCAAUAUUAGUUAAAAAGGGAACAUGCAUGUUUGCUGGGUAAUUUUGUUUUACCCCAUAUUGGUCAAAAUGCAUGUUUAAGGGUAAAUUUCAACACGACAUUGCGUAAAAUUUACAAAAUAUAUGGUAUAAAUAUAUCUUUUUACCUAACCAAUGUUCCCAUUUUACCCAAUAUUGGGUUAAACCUUUUUAGUGUGUACAUGACAUAUACCAACUGU
Lytechinus pictus (painted urchin) is the source of this 5710-nucleotide messenger RNA. Its product is annotated as creatine kinase, flagellar. The transcript has 3 exons. Gene Ontology annotation, molecular function: creatine kinase activity. NCBI's taxonomy places the organism in Eukaryota, Metazoa, Echinodermata, Echinoidea, Temnopleuroida, Toxopneustidae. The record is from RefSeq and is a predicted model, not a curated record. The coding region runs from base 25 to 3552 and encodes 1175 amino acids. Gene Ontology annotation, biological process: phosphocreatine biosynthetic process.